AUGUGUUUUCUGACCAAGCAUCCAGCUCUUGGGGUGGUAUGUUCUGCUUUCAUAUUCAGCGUGCUCCUUGCUGAAGGACAGCCUGGGGAAAAGCAUGGGCAGGAUGGCAGCUAUGCUCCCAGCCGAGGCUAUCUGAUGGAAGUUUUACGCGUUCUUUCAGCUGACAACACUGAGCUCCACAUGAACCAUUCACGAGAACUGGUCAAAAUGUUACUGGAGAGAGCUGAGUGCCCACAGCGGAUUUAUGGCAUGCAAGAGGAUUGUAACCUGUGCCUUGAACCAGAUGCUUUGUUACUAAUAGCUGGUGGAGAUUUAGAAGACCAUCUCAGUGACGAAGUAUUUCAGAGAAUUUCUCUUAUUCUUCUCUACUACAUUCUUCAUCAUAGAGAUGUAUGUUCUUCAGAACUCAGCUUGAAUAAUAAGGAUUAUAAAUUUUACCUGCAGAGUAUGCUUAGUCUAAGACAUGAUGAAGACUGUUAUUAUUUUUCACGGAAUGAAACUGAAGAUAUUUUGGCUGCAGUAAGACAACAUUUUAAAACUUCUGAAACCCAGUGUGUUGAUGUGAGUACUCUGGAGAAAAAUGCUGAUAUAAUGGACAGAGAUGGUGCUGAUGAAAACACUCUUCCACGCCUGGCUGCUUUAAUCAUUACUCUGGCUCUCCAAGGAGUCUGUAUGGGGAAAGCAACUUUGCCCUCCCCUGAAUUCUUUGUAAAAUAUAUUUUCAAUUCUCUAAACAGUACCACUGAGCUCCAAGUGACAGAACUGGAACAACUGCUAAAGGUGCUUACAGCAAAAAAGACCUGCACUGUAAAUGGACAAUUCCACAGUCACAAAAGAAGACAUUAUAGUAUGGGAAUCAGAGAUAUUGGAACCAGAAAUAUUCCAGUCAAAGGAAACCAUACAAAAGGACACUAUCUGAAAGGUUAUUUUGAAGAUCGUGAAGGGAACACAGAUUGGGACCAGGUUUGUUUCUCUGCCAAUGAACUUGUGAAGAUAUUUUUAAAAAAUAGUUCUUCCUCCAUUUCUAAGGACCACUUCAAGCAAAUCAGUCCAGCUAUCAUUCAGCAGCUAUUAAGUUGUUCAUGUCAGCUUCCUGACUCCAAGCAGACAAAGCUUCCACCAACAACUUUGGAAAAAUAUGGUUACAGCACUGUUGCUGUUUUACUUAUUACUAUUGGAUCUAUGUUUGGUACAACCCUCAUUUUAUUUAACUCCUGUCAAGAAAUCUAUACACUCGUUUUACAGCUGUUUGUUGGUUUGGCUGUUGGGACCCUUUCUGGAGAUGCAUUGUUACACCUUAUUCCUCAGACUCUUGGUUUACAUAAACAUGAAGCACAAGAGGUAGAACAUUUCUAUGAGGGGAAAGAAUAUAUUUGGAAACUUUUGGGAAUAAUUGGAGGAAUUCAUGGAUUUUUUCUGAUAGAAAAGUGUUUCUUUCUUUGGGUAACACCACGUGACCAGCAGGGCCUUUCUUUAGUUAAUGGGCACUGGGGACAUUCCCAUGAUCUUCCAGUGGAAUCUGAAUUAAAUGAACAUUCAGGCAGAGGCAAAUCUACUUCAACCAUACAGUUGAGAAGCCCAGAAGAUUUUGAGUCUGCUGAAGUUCCUCCAGAGAGUAAGGCGAUCAGCAAAAAAAGUAAGAAAAUCAGCUUGUUAGCAAUAAUGGUUCUGGUGGGUGACAGUCUUCACAAUUUUGCUGAUGGCUUGGUAAUAGGAGCAGCAUUCUCAUCCUCAACUGAAACAGGUGUGACAACGACUAUUGCUAUUUUAUGCCAUGAAAUUCCUCAUGAAAUGGGAGAUUUUGCUGUACUGCUAAGUACAGGGCUCCCCACGAAGAUUGCAAUUUUGAUGAAUUUUAUAAGUGCACUAACGGCAUUCUUAGGACUUUAUAUUGGCCUUUCUGUAUCAGCUGACCCAUGCAUUCAAAACUGGAUUUUUACUGUUACAGCUGGAAUGUUCUUGUAUUUAUCUUUAGCAGAAAUGCUUCCUGAAAUGACUCAUAUUCAGACACGGCGACCCUGGUUGAUGUUUCUCCUACAGAACCUUGGAUUACUAUUAGGCUGGCUUUGCCUCUUACUUUUGGCUAUAUAUGAACAGAAAAUUAAAAUAUAA
Messenger RNA from Gavia stellata (red-throated loon), 2112 nucleotides. RefSeq names its product solute carrier family 39 member 12 (gene SLC39A12). NCBI's taxonomy places the organism in Eukaryota, Metazoa, Chordata, Aves, Gaviiformes, Gaviidae. Gene Ontology annotation, cellular component: membrane. The record is from RefSeq and is a predicted model, not a curated record. The transcript is spliced from 12 exons. Gene Ontology annotation, biological process: intracellular zinc ion homeostasis; zinc ion import across plasma membrane. Gene Ontology annotation, molecular function: zinc ion transmembrane transporter activity. Bases 1 to 2112 code for a protein of 703 amino acids.